AUGGCACCAACGAACAUCACUAAGAGGCCCGCACAGCACAAACAGUCGUCCAGAAAGGGCAAGAAAGCGUGGAGGAAGAACAUUGACUUGACGGACCUCGAGUCCACGCUGGAGGAAUCGAAGGAUAACCAGAUCAAGUACGGUGCUGAUGAUAUUGCCGCAGUACAGGACGACAGUUUGUUCCAAGUAGACAACGACGGUGACCGCGCCCUGAGGGAGAGACUCAUCAAGCGGAAGCAGAUAAAGAAGAACCUCAAGAGCACGGAGAUUCUGGACGCCAUCAAGACGAACUCGAAAGUUGGAGCGUUGACGCAUCAUAAACACAGGAAGGGCCACAGUGAGGAGUUGCCCGGGGGUGAUGCACACCAUGGGAAGGGGAAGAAGGUGCAAGGUGUGUCCAAACGGGAAAUGCUGAAGUUGCUUGCAUUGGCCGGGAGAAUCACUGGUGAAUCAAAGUUGGAGAACAGGGUUGCUAAGGAUGGGCUUAUCAAGUCCUCGUCGUUUGACCUUUGGGGGGACGACAAGUCGACCCAGAUCCAGUUGUCCUCCGGGAUAAAGAUAGACAAAAGCAAGACGGAGAAGGCAUCCAAGGAGCUUUUGACCAUGUCUACCACCAGUUGGUCCAUUGCGACGAAGACCCCGAAGACGCUCAAGGAGAAACCCGUGACCAUCAAAGAGUUCGAGCAGACCCCACAUGCGGGGAAAUCCUACAACCCGCAGAAGAGGGACUGGUCUGAACUGUUUGAAAAGGAGUACAACUUGGAGAAAGUCAGAGAGGAUAACAGAAUCGCACUGGAGGAGUACAGAGAGAGAAUUAGACAUUUGAUGGAGACCUUGGAUGAUAACGAGGAGGCGGAUUCGUCGUCAUCGGAGUCCGAGUCCGAGGCCGAAGCGGAAGACGACGAAGAAGGAAGCGUCGAUAUGGGUCUUUCCGUCAACGAGGCAAUUCAAAUCAAGAAGAAGACCAAGUAUCAAAGAAACAGAGCCAGGAAACACGAGGAAAAGGUUAAGCUGCAUAAAGAGUUGAAGGAAUUGAAACAACAAUUCAAGGAACUCGAGAACUUGGAGGAAAUUGUCGAAUCCAUCGCUGUGACCAAAUCCGAAGGUACCAAACCGAAGAGGCGGAAGGCCAACAACAACAAGCUGGGUACGCGGUACGGUAUCAUGGAGGAGAAACUGGAGAUCAAAUUCCAAGACGAAUUGGGCGACUCCCUCAGGAAACUGAGGCCUGAGGGGAACCUGCUGUACGAAAACGUCAGGAAGUUGCAAAGUUCAGGUAAGAUUGAGUCUCGUAUCCCAACGAGACAGAGAAGAGCCAAGAACAAAAUCACAGAGAAAUGGACUCACAAGGAUUUCAAAUGA
Huiozyma naganishii CBS 8797 is the source of this 1362-nucleotide messenger RNA. RefSeq names its product Nop53p (gene NOP53). Lineage: Eukaryota; Fungi; Ascomycota; Saccharomycetes; Saccharomycetales; Saccharomycetaceae. The transcript has a single exon. The record is from RefSeq and is a predicted model, not a curated record. Bases 1 to 1362 code for a protein of 453 amino acids. Gene Ontology annotation, biological process: rRNA processing; ribosomal large subunit assembly. Gene Ontology annotation, cellular component: nucleolus. Gene Ontology annotation, molecular function: 5S rRNA binding.